Messenger RNA from Grus americana (Whooping crane), 3309 nucleotides. It is a transcript of the gene AGA, whose product is annotated as aspartylglucosaminidase. Gene Ontology annotation, cellular component: lysosome. Gene Ontology annotation, molecular function: N4-(beta-N-acetylglucosaminyl)-L-asparaginase activity. The transcript is spliced from 9 exons. NCBI's taxonomy places the organism in Eukaryota, Metazoa, Chordata, Aves, Gruiformes, Gruidae. The record is from RefSeq and is a predicted model, not a curated record. The coding region runs from base 385 to 1443 and encodes 352 amino acids. Gene Ontology annotation, biological process: protein deglycosylation.
ACGGCAGCUCAGCUCCGACGGUCAUUUCACGGAGGGAUUGCGACCUCCACACGAGGAGGCUGGCUUUAACACACACCCAGGCCCACAACAACUACAAAUUAUAUUUCAAUCUGCUCUGGCCCUUGGCCUUUGCUGGGAGGCAUUUAGGCUUUUCCUUGCCACGAAAAGGUUCCUCGAGAGGCCGCCAGCAGACCCCGGCCUGUGGAGACCCGCCAGCACAGAAGGCCAGACGAGCCGCACCACUCCCUAGAGGCGAGCAGCGCCCUCCGCCGCGGUCUAUACCCGCCAGCGGCAGUAUCGCUCCGCCGCGGCUGGGCCGUGUGCGCAUGUGCUUGCGCAGCCGCCUGCCCCGUGGUGGCUGUGUGGAGGCCGGGCUGGGUUGAUAUGGCGGCGAGAUGCGGCGGGGGUCUGCGCUGGAUGAUGGUCGUGCCCUUGUUGCUCGUCGUGUUGCAGCUGGCGGGCGCCACCUCAGCCGCCGCCCUGCCUGUAGUCAUCAACACGUGGGCGUUUAGGAAAGCCGCCGAGACAGCAUGGAGAGUAUUACAGUUGGGAGGUUCUGAGCUGGAUGCGGUUGAGAGAGGCUGUGGUCAGUGUGAGAUUGACCAAUGUGAUGGGAGUGUGGGAUACGGAGGAAGCCCAGAUGAAAGUGGAGAAACAACACUGGAUGCAAUGAUUAUGGAUGGCAACACUAUGGAAGUUGGGGCAGUUGCAGAUCUCAGACAUGUAAAAAAUGCAAUUGGUGUAGCGCGAAAGGUCAUUGAAUACACUAAGCAUACGUUAUUAGUGGGAGAGUCAGCCUCCCUGUUUGCUGUAAGAAUGGGGUUUCCAUAUGAAGACUUAACUACCCAAAAGUCUCUUUUGGUGUAUUCGAAGUGGCUUAAUCAGAGCUGUCAGCCAAAUUACUGGAAGAAUGUGGUACCAGACUCUUCAAAAUCCUGUGGACCAUACAAAAGGCCUGAAAAAGUAAUUUGUAAAGACGAACAGACCAUCUCACAAAGAAAUGUUCAGAAUCAUGAUACUAUUGGUAUGGUUGUAAUUGGUGGGAGUGGAACUGUUGCUUCUGGGACAUCUACUAACGGUGCAGUCCACAAAAUUCCAGGCCGUGUAGGAGAUUCUCCGAUAGCUGGGGCAGGAUCCUAUGCGGAUAGUACAGCUGGAGGAGCUGCAGCCACCGGGGAUGGUGACAUCAUGAUGCGCUUCUUACCCAGUUAUCAAGCUGUGGAGUAUAUGAGAAUGGGAACAGACCCAACAGUAGCCUGCCAGAAGGUUAUUUCCAGAAUCCAGAAGUAUGCUCCAAACUUCUUUGGUGCUGUUAUAUGUGCCAAUACAACUGGAAGUUAUGGUGCUGCAUGUAAUAAAAUUCCAGGAUUCACUCAGUUUCACUUCAUGGUUUCUAGCCCUUUGCUAAGUCAGCCAACUGAGCAAGUAGUAGAUUGCAUUUAAUUUCUUUUGUCCUAUUAUAAUCUAAACUUAGAGGAGGAAGGUGCUAAGGUUCCCCAGGUGUUACUUUUUAAGAUGGUUGUUCCAAGUCUCUAAUGGCUCUUAGUCUGUUUCUGUAAGAACUAAGUAGUCAAAAGUGAUGAAUAGUAAACAUUGAACUGGACCUUUGCUUUGCCAUUUAAAAACAUACUUGACAGAAAUCUGGAAUAAAGGGCAGGAAGCGGGAGGGACUCUGCCUGUACACUUGAGACCUACUUUGAGAAUAUUUGUCUUUCUAAGAUUCAGUUCAGGUUUUCUUUUCUGUUGAAAAGAAACUUGCAUGCAAAUGCUGACAUUUGGAAAGGUAUUUGAAGAGUAGUGGAGACUAUUUCGAAGCUUUAAAGAGAUGAGGAGCAUCUCCAUGUGGACCUAACUUGUUUCACAACAGCUGAGAAUACGUUUAAAUAGAGAGGACAUCCAAACAUCCCUGGUAGUACAAGCCUUCAAGGAGUAUUGCGUUGACUCUGACUGGAUGUGAGGACAAUUAGAAAUCUUUGUUACCUGUUUUUUGUAGUGGAAGUUAAGUUAUGAAUCUUAAUCACAGUGAUUUACUUGUCACUGAUAUGCUGUGUGCUUGCCCUUUCCUGUAGCACGUUUACCCCUGCAAAGGAGCAGUUGAAUACCUAGAGCAUGACAGUUACCUAUAGCUAACAAAGCUGUUUUUGUCACUCUCUGUGUCUAGAGAUACCAGGAUUUAAUUGUAAUAGAACCUCAGCAUCUUGAGGAUUGUUCCAUAGGUAUUUGAAGAUCUGUUUGAUUGUUUUCUUCACUUCGUGGCUUGCCAAUCAUUUGAUUAAAUCUUUGCUAAACUUGAGCUAGGAAAAUUUAAAAGGGAGUGGGGGAGUAAAAUGAGCAUGUCUUGUCAUAAAUAUUUUUAAUUAUUCUUUGUCUACUUGAAUAAAAUCAUCGGGUAAUAAAAGCACACCUUAAUGUAUCAUUUAUAAAUAAGGUUGUUUAGAUGCUUGUGUACUGUGCCUUAGAAUGACUGUUGCUUUAUGUUCCAAGUUGGUAUCUUUAAAAGCUGGAAAAAACCCAUUGAAACUAGAGUAGCCAUCUUUAAUGGCCUACUGUUGAACUUCAUCAACAAAGUCAUUUAUUUGGAGGAUUCACUUCUGUCGCUGGAUCUUUGGAGCAUCUCGUAGCACACAGUUCACUGUAGGCCACAACAAGCUUUCCUUAAAGGAGCUCUUUCUGAAUCUAUCUGUAGUGGUUUAAGAUAAGUUUUCUACCUGUCCUUCCUACAACCAUUCUGCCAUGGCCACUGUAACUUCAGAUAACUCAGGCAGUCAAGUGCAAAUAGAUGAAAAAAAAUCCCAAUGUUUGUUACUUUGGAGAUGACAUUGUGGAUCUUGAACACAGAAGGUUCAGUACUGGCAGCUGGGUGGUAAUGUCUCAAACUGCUGCAGCUGAAUCCACCAGGAUUCAUUUUUGAAAGAGGUUAGGAACAUCCAUGGCUUGCUUUCUAGUGUGCUUAUGCCACUCUGUGCUAGCUAGUGUACGCCUCUAGAGGCUAUGAGUGCCCAUGCUGAAAGAUAGGAGUGUUCUGUAACAGUGUACCUGACGUCUCUUACAAUUCUAACUUACAGCAUAGUCAGCUCAUCUAUACAUGAGAACAAAAUUACUUGUCUCCAUGAGACGUAUGUACUCAUAUGUGUGGUUUAAUAAUGUAGGUUGCUUUGUGAUGCUGAAUUAGUUAUCAUAAAUGAAAGGGUUAGGUUGUGUAAAUUAUUUUAAUAUAUUGUUAAUUUGACAGUAUAUUAAAUAAUAAUAUUUAUAAAUGUACCAUUCUAAUGUUAUGGACAGAAUUCUGAAUUAAAAAAAUGUGCUUAA